AUGUCACUAGGAGCCAAUGAGGAACUUGAAAACUGUCUGAAGCGCGGGAAAACGCGGGUGAUCUAGUCGUGAUUGACUUAUGUUUUGAAUCUGAUUGGUCAAGAAAGUGGCACGACUUUUCUAGACCAAUCACAGAAAAUAAAGCAAAACCAAAGCAUUGUGGGACUACUUUUAACAUUCAAUUGAACAUUUCUCUAUCAAGCCAUUCAAGACUAGGCACGAAUUAACAGAAUGGCGAGAAAAUUGGGAGAAAUGGAAAAUCUUUCUCGCCAAAACUGAAACCAACAGACAAAAAGCAGGAAAAUAUUACGACGGACACAAAAGCAGUGUCCCUCCGAGCCUCAACUAA
This is a messenger RNA of Pocillopora meandrina, 349 nucleotides long. The record is from the annotation of a GenBank genome assembly. Lineage: Eukaryota; Metazoa; Cnidaria; Anthozoa; Scleractinia; Pocilloporidae.